AUGGCGGUGCUGACACUGGGGGGACACUGGGAGCAGGGAAUGGGGUGGGGGCAGGAAUUGGGGUGUUGGAGGGGGAUAGGGCAGUGCUGGGGGUGGCAGUGGGGGUACCCCGGGAGCAGGGGGUUCCUGUGGCUGAGCUGGGGGUGCAGCAGCCCCACCGUGCCCCCCAAACUGGCACCAGCAGGGGGGUCUCGGUUCCUGCAGCCCCCAGGCUGCCCCGGGAGGACCCCCCACCCCCAGCCCGCCACUGCCUGCAGCCCCCGGGAGCGCUCGGACACCGCAGCAGAGGCUGGGGGCACCUCGGGCACGGCGGGAAGGGACAGCAGGACAGCCACCCCUAAUGGGGACAGGGGGGACCCUCCUGCAGCGCCCCCGGUGCCCCCCCCGCCCACCCACUGCUGCGGGACCGGCUGCCCCAACUGCGUCUGGGUGGGAUACGUGGAGGAGCUGCUGGAGCGGCACCGGGACGGCGGAGCCCAGGCCUUGGCGGCCGUGGAGCAGCACGUGGAGGACGAGAACAUCAAGAUGAUCCUCAGGAUGGAGAUCAGGCUGCGUGCCAAGAAGGACUGAGCCUCCUCCGGGCUCCCCAGCCUUGGGGGGACACCCCUGGGGUGACAGGAUCCGGGCCUGGGUUGUUUGUAGUGUUUGUUGUGUGCUGAGCACGGCAUCCCGGGGGUGGCACACGAGGCCAGGUCACCUCCUGUCUCACAGGGAGCUGUCCUUGGGGACAGGCAGUGACUCAGGGCUGUCCUGAGCCCCGGAUUUCCCAGGAGCUGCAUGCUGUGCCCUCCCCAGCAUGGCAAAUCCCUGCCAAGGGCAGGCUGGGCGGCCCCCCAGCCCUCCUCCUCCUCCUCCUCCUGCUGUGCUCCCAGCUGGAAUUUAAGCACCUUGGGGGGAUUUUCAGCACCUUGGCCAUGCCCUGGUGAUGGGGAGGGCUGGAGGGCUGUGCCAGACCCCUCCCCACCAGCACCACAAAGCCUCUUAGGGGCUUCUCCGUGGGGGCAGCGUGUGGCAGCGAGCACGUGGGCAGCAGCAGCCUCCUGUCAAGGACACUGGCCCUGUCCCUGGUGUCACAUCCUGCCGGGCUGCUCUGCAAGGUGCCUCUUCUGCCUCCAUCUUAAAUCCCCAGAAACUUGUCCCAAGCUCCCCCCUCCAUCCUGGGGAAUUCAGAGCUGUUGAGACCCGCACAGACCCCUGCACGUCAUCCCAGGACAAAGUCCCCGGGAGCCACCCAGCGCUUGAGUGUCACUAAUGAACCCCAAUUAACAGCCAGGCUCUGCUCUCUGCCAGAGAAGUAGGUGUUUCUCCAUGGGAAAUGCUUCUGGAUCCCUUUAAUCGUAUUUGUAAUUGCAAUUAGUGGCAGGGGCUGAAGUUCAAUUAAAGUGUGCUGAGAUUA
Molecule: messenger RNA, 1396 nt
Organism: Taeniopygia guttata (zebra finch)
Lineage: Eukaryota; Metazoa; Chordata; Aves; Passeriformes; Estrildidae
Source: RefSeq, a predicted model, not a curated record